Messenger RNA from Cyphellophora europaea CBS 101466, 891 nucleotides. RefSeq names its product succinate dehydrogenase [ubiquinone] iron-sulfur subunit, mitochondrial. The record is from RefSeq and is a predicted model, not a curated record. The transcript is spliced from 3 exons. NCBI's taxonomy places the organism in Eukaryota, Fungi, Ascomycota, Eurotiomycetes, Chaetothyriales, Cyphellophoraceae. Gene Ontology annotation, cellular component: mitochondrial membrane. Gene Ontology annotation, biological process: tricarboxylic acid cycle; aerobic respiration; respiratory electron transport chain. Gene Ontology annotation, molecular function: electron transfer activity; 2 iron, 2 sulfur cluster binding. Bases 1 to 891 code for a protein of 296 amino acids.
AUGGCCGCUCUGCGCACGGCGACUCGCCUUGCGGCGCCAUACCGAGCUGCUGCCCUUCGCCCGUCCUUCGCGGCAAGAUCCUAUGCCACCGUCACCGAAUCGGUCGAGACUGGCGGCAAGAGCACUUUCGCACCACCCUCGCAGACUUCGACGGUAGAGGAACCCAAGAAGGAUCCCGAGGCCAAAAUCAAGACCUUCCACAUCUAUCGGUGGAAUCCCGACGAGCCCACCUCGAAGCCUCGCAUGCAAUCCUACACUCUCGAUCUGAACAAGACCGGUCCCAUGAUGCUCGAUGCGCUCAUCAGAAUCAAGAAUGAAGUCGACCCGACCCUAACUUUCCGACGAAGCUGCCGUGAGGGUAUUUGCGGUAGCUGUGCCAUGAAUAUUGAUGGCGUCAACACCUUGGCUUGUCUUUGCCGGAUACCUACCGAGACCACCAAAGAGUCGCGCAUCUAUCCCCUUCCCCACACCUACGUCGUCAAAGACCUGGUGCCCGACUUGACUCAGUUCUACAAGCAAUACAAGUCGAUCAAGCCUUACCUUCAGCGAGAUGAUCCCUCACCAGACGGCAAAGAAUACCGGCAAUCGCCAGCAGACCGCAAAAAGCUUGACGGUCUAUACGAGUGCAUUCUAUGCGCGUGCUGCUCGACAUCGUGCCCUUCAUACUGGUGGAACUCCGACCAAUACCUCGGUCCCGCCAUGUUGCUCCAGUCUUACCGUUGGCUCGCCGAUUCCCGCGAUCAGCGUACGGCGGAGCGAAAGGAAGCUCUUGACAACAGCAUGAGCUUGUAUAGAUGUCACACCAUUCUCAACUGCUCAAGGACUUGCCCUAAGGGUCUGAACCCUGCAAAGGCUAUCGCUGAGAUCAAGAAGAGCAUGGCGUUUGCUUAA